Molecule: messenger RNA, 1371 nt
Organism: Effrenium voratum
Lineage: Eukaryota; Dinophyceae; Suessiales; Symbiodiniaceae
Source: the annotation of a GenBank genome assembly
AUGGCGGCAGCUGCAGAGUUUCAGCCGGAGGCAUGGGAGGCCCGCAGGGAGGAUGAUGACGAGUUCAUGCCUCGACACUGGGAGGCUGGCGCCCCUCCAGCUGUGCUCCUUCCCCACCAGGGCCCGCUAGCAGGACCUCAAGAUGAUGAGUUUGUGCCGGCUGUCUGGCAGGGCCAGUCUCUCACCCAGCAUCCUCCGCCUCUGCUGGGGCCCAGCAGAGCGAGAGGAGGGAAGCGCAAGGUGGCAAGCCUGGACGAGUCAUGCUGGUGUCCAGGCCAGCCAGGAGCUCCCCAGGCAGGGCCUGAGAGGGCAAGUCCUGAGCAUGGGAAUUCUUAUCAACGCAAUGGCUGCAAUCCUGAUCGCAUCAGAGAAGUCCUCAGCCACCCACAAGCCCAGUGCAGAUGCCGCCGCCUAUGCCACACUCGGCUGAGUCAGCGCCGCAUCUUGGCGGUUUGCAGGGCUUUCUGGCAAAUGUCAGAUGCAGAACGGGCCCACAUGCUUAGAGCAGUUUACUUCGCUGCGGCUGGCCCAGACCCCGCAGGCAGGGCUGGGAGUGAGGAAUCUGAGAGCCAUGAAUCGCGCUGCAAGCGGCAGUGGCAACUGUGUGGCCAGCAGGUGUGCCUGUCCAAUUUCGCUUGCAUAUUGGGCACUUCGCAGUCUUCGAUCUGGAAGCAAAUCUACGGACAGCCAGACAGACGCGCUGGCAGCCUGUCAGCCCGGUUCACCCAAGCAACUGCAGCUAGCAUGGCGGUGGACUGGUGGCUGUGGGAGCUGUACAACAGCGCUGCAGAGCCAUUGCCAGAUCACCCAAAGCCAAAGAAGGCGGUCAAGACCAGCUCUGCCUCUCACUUCUGGAUGGACGAGCCUUGGCUGCGUCCUGGAGACAGAGUGGCAAGCGAGGUGGCCAGCGAGGGGAGCUCGGACGAGUUCCAGCCUGAAGAUCUUGGCAUUGGGUGGGUCCACCCACCCUAUGAAGGCAUCCUUGCGCCUGGCAAUGGGAAUGCUGGGGACCACGCAAGCUGCGCCGAGCAUGGGGACGGUGGGGACCAAACCAGCCUGAAGUGGAGCCCUGACCAUCCUGUAGUUGACCAGCUUUCAGCAUGGACGGUGGCCUCCCAGCGCCCCUCCAUCGGCCUCCCAGUGAGAUACUUGCAGCACACGACGUUGCACAGCUUGUACUGGCUUUUCACAGCGAGCUGGGACACCAUCAAAGAGCACCUGCCAUCAGGCGCCACCAAGCAAGCCAAAGACGGCCCCCCUUCCUAUCGCACAUUCUGCGCACGGUGGAAGUGCUGGAGGCGGUACAUCCGCAUCAGGAAGAGGAGCCAGCAUGCACAGUGCACCAUUUGCUGGGACCUCCACACCUGCUGA